Molecule: messenger RNA, 1055 nt
Organism: Aplosporella prunicola CBS 121167
Lineage: Eukaryota; Fungi; Ascomycota; Dothideomycetes; Botryosphaeriales; Aplosporellaceae
Exons: 3
Source: RefSeq, a predicted model, not a curated record
AUGAUCGCGGUAAACUACCGAGCCCGGUACAAGAAAAAGACAAAAUGUCUUACAUUCGGAGACAUCGUCGUUGCAUCUAUAAUUGGAAAAGCCCAAAUAUCCAGCGAGAGUAUGGUCAACGGUGGAGAUUUCCAUCGUAAGAAAACUACUCAUCAAUGCCACAAACACUGCAAGAAAUGGACAUCUUUAUCAGAGACUGGCGACGAUAUCGGCCACUGCCAAAAAUGCGCUGGCUUCAACUCUGUCAACAACAUGCCGGACCUGCCCUGGCCGAUGCUCUCGACGAAGUCAAAAAAGUCACUCAUCUCGAACCUCGGCCAGACGUCACUUACGCAGCUGCUGAUAUUGAGUCUCUGGUCCACUGCGAUGUUAAUUGUUUCUACGCUCUUAGCGGUGCUCGUUGUUCCCUAUUACCAGGGCGCAGUAUGUAUCGCCUGGACAACCUACAGAGAACAGUUUUCGAAAGCUCAAAUCCUCGCCAAAAUGGAUGGACAAAGCCUAUGGACUGAGUUCGGAGCCUUUUGUAUUUCGAACGGCGCACAGCUCAUCUACUCGGCACUCUACCUCCUCCUGCUUUACAACAUCACUCUUGUCAGUAUCGAGCACGACUGGAGUCGAUUUGAGAAAGAACGGCGCCGACUCCGCUGCACGAUUGUGAAAGGCCAUAGUUUUGAUCAGUCGUAUCUCUUGCAACUCCCAAAGAUGGUCAUGUUUCCCAUUAUCGUCUACAAUAUCAUUAUGCACUGGCUUCUAGGCUUGGCGAUCUACACGGAGGAGAUAGUUGCUUAUAAUGGUCCUACGCUUUACCAAAUUGUAACCGUCCCAGCAUGCGUAUGGGGUUCCACAGCGCUCAUGUUUGUAAUGACUGUAGCCUGCUGGUGGACUUUCACCUAUCGCCGCGAGGGCUACAUCCCGCAAAUGUUCGGCUCCAUUCGCACACUCUGCGCCGCUACAAGCGAGCUCCAGGACUUCCCACCUGAAGGCAUACAAUGGGGAGAUCUCACAAAAGAAGACACCGACAGCCCCUGGCGGCACGCCGGCCUGUCCGCUGGGCC